Molecule: messenger RNA, 450 nt
Organism: Protopolystoma xenopodis
Lineage: Eukaryota; Metazoa; Platyhelminthes; Monogenea; Polystomatidea; Polystomatidae
Source: the annotation of a GenBank genome assembly
AUGGAUAAUUUUGACGAUCCCGGCGACGACACCAAGAGCAUCAAAGGAGUUGACCUAGACACCGCAAGGGCUGCAAACAGGGCAUUCGGACGCCCCGCAUCUCCUUUGCAGCCCUCGAAAUGUUUGUGCAAUCCCAAGCCUACCUCUUCCUUUGCCUCAUUAGGCCCGACAGCGCCUGCUUCCUUGGGCGUCGAGCGCAUCGGUGGGCUGGGCCUGGCUGAGCCUACCUCUGUCGGUGAAACUGGCAUAGUUACCGUUCCCAAUGCCCCCUGCUGCUCUGCUGGACCUAUUGUACGACGGUUAGAGGCUUGCGGUGAAAGGUCAGAUGGCGAAUUUGCCGUUUAUGCAACUCGGGAGCUGGCCUGCCCGCAAGAUCACCUUUACAUGACCGUCAAACCUCACAUGGCUUUACAUCAGGUCGGUCAAAAUUUUAAUGUGCGAUUACGUUAA